Molecule: messenger RNA, 1215 nt
Organism: Cavenderia fasciculata
Lineage: Eukaryota; Evosea; Eumycetozoa; Acytosteliales; Cavenderiaceae
Gene: nup43
Product: WD40 repeat-containing protein
Exons: 5
Coding region: 1-1215 (404 amino acids)
Cellular component (GO): nuclear pore outer ring
Molecular function (GO): protein binding
Source: RefSeq, a predicted model, not a curated record
AUGGGACUUGAAUAUGUAAAUAAUCCAACUAGAGUACAUUAUUUGACACAAAAGGUCAACAAGAUACGAUGCUUCAAUAAACCAUUACUCAAUGACAUUAAUAUAUUUGCUACGGGAACGAAUCAAAAUAGAAAUAGAGUAUCAUUAUGGGGAAUGGAAGGAUUACAUCAACAACAACAAGAAGAGGAACCUGUUGAAUUGGCAUACUUUCUCAUUCCACAAUCAUCAUCUGGUGAAUCAUCAUUUGUUACUGAUUUAAAGUGGGUAAAUAGUGUGGCAGUGUCAUCAGAGAAUAAUGAAUCUACAUCUAAAUUAAUGGCAUCUACAUCUGAUGGUACUUUAUACAUGUUUCAAGUAACCAAUCUACCAUCUAAAUAUGGUGAUAUGAUGGUUGAUAAUGGAAGUAGUGGUAUUGGUAGUAAUACAGGUGGUAAAGGAAGAGACACAUUCCUAUCGAAUCUACAAUGUGAAAUAGAACCAGCUGCAAGAUGGGAAAAGAUUCACAAGGGUUCAUUGAAUGCUUUUGAUUUGAAUCUAAUGGGUGAUGCAGUUGCUAGUGUUGGUUCAGAUGGUGCAAUGCAUCUAUUUUCAUUAGAGACUCGUGAUCUUAUUUAUUCAAAUAAACAUGUAGACGGUCUAACAUUGAAUAGUAUUAAAUUUAUGACUAAUAAUGAAGUCAUUACAAGUGGAGCCAAUGCAGUUUUGAAAUUCUGGGAUCUACGUAUUAAAUCUGAUAAUGGUCCAAUUAAAACAAUUAAACAACAAGGUCAACAACAACAAAUGGGAAUUGAUAAUAGUUAUAAUAUUCCAAACAAAGUGUCAUCAAUUCACAGUAUAGCAGUUCAUCAUGAUCAAUCACAUAUCAUUGCAACUGGUAAUUCAGAGGGUCAAGUUACAUUAUAUGAUUUUAGAAAUUCAUAUGCUAUCGAUCAAAAUAAUAAUCAUCAAUCUUAUGUUUGGGAAGUACAAUUUAGUAAAGCAAGAUCAAAUCAAUUAUAUUCAUGUUCAGAGGAUGGAUUUGUUUAUCUAUAUGAUUAUAAUCGUGAGAAUACAAUGAUGACAACCAACAUUUUCGAUCUAUACAACAAGGCAGUCACUCCAUUCAUCACAACCACCACUCAUUCUUCAAUCGACUCUUUUGAUAUUAAUCCAUGCACUCAAACCAUGUUUUGUACAACUUCAACUCAAUCACUUUUAUUAAAAUCUUUAUCCUAA